Lingula anatina is the source of this 2204-nucleotide messenger RNA. Its product is annotated as 3-galactosyl-N-acetylglucosaminide 4-alpha-L-fucosyltransferase FUT3. Gene Ontology annotation, cellular component: membrane. The record is from RefSeq and is a predicted model, not a curated record. Lineage: Eukaryota; Metazoa; Brachiopoda; Lingulata; Lingulida; Lingulidae. Gene Ontology annotation, molecular function: fucosyltransferase activity.
UCUUAAUGUAUAAAUCGAUGUUAUUGGAGGAGAACUUAAAAAUUUUUCUGGUCUGUCAAAUUUGUUCUCAAAACUUUACAUGGAGACGUAAUAAGGUGGCAUAAGGCAGCUCACACUAACUCCAAUGUGGUUGAGCUUCUUGGCUUGGCACUCUAUUGAAGAGCACAUUCACCAGUGAAAAGGACAAACAUUCAAAAAGGUGUGGAAUAUCAAAGCUUCCUGAUCUACCAACCCACCAACACCAAUGGUAUCUAUGUUGCGAUUCUACAAAGUACAGUUAAGGAACAUCUUGCGAUGCCAGAACACUUGUCUGCUGCUAGGGUGGUGUGUUGUUGUGAUAUUGGGGCUGGUAAUAGGACCAUUUAUAAUUGGAAACAGCGAGACAAAACUCGAAGAAAGGACCCUUUUUGAAACUGGACGUGGAGUUGAACCGGCAGAUCAGACAGACUUGUGCGCAAAUGGAAAAUGUUCGGGUGAUAUGUUGGACAAUGAAACUGUGUUGAAAAUGUUAAAUGCUGCAAGGCAGCCAUUAGAGACACGCUUGGGUUAUCCAACUCAACCGAUCCAAACAAAUAACUUGCCUGCAGGACCGGUUAAAGCAAUCCCAGCUGAACCGGUGAAGUUGCAGCUCCCAAAAGAUAAUUAUGAGCAUCUUAUUGAACCCAUGAAGAGAGUAUUUUGUUCAACUUUGUACCAAAACUCGGGAAUUCGGACUAACGAAGCUGCAGUACCGGAUCGUCCAAACGGCGAGAAACUUGUCCUAGUGUGGAACUUUAAAUGUUGGCACAAUAUGAACGACCUAGACGUACCAGUGACAUUCACACAGUGCCCCGUUAAAAACUGCAUAGUGACGGAAGACAAACGGCUGUCAGGUGCCAGUGACGCCAUCAUUUUCAAUUCUGCCGCCAUCAUCCGUUUCCUUAGCAACAACAAAAAGUCUGCCCAAUACCUUCAAAGCACCCUGCCAAGUCUGACGCAGAGACCCCCGGGACAGAGAUGGGUUUUUCACAAUCGUGAGUCCCCAUGCCAAACGUAUUUCCCCUCCACAGAAUACGGCAAACAAUUCCUGGGGUCUUUCAACUGGACCAUGACGUACCGCGUGGACUCAGAUAUUUACAACCCUUACGGUUUGAUUAUCAAAGCGACGGAGGAUGCCGCCAGGCGGGAUUACAUUGCCAUAGCAAAAUCGAAACCGAAACAAGUGGCUUGGGUCGUAAGUCACUGCAACACGGCAAGCAAACGUGAACACUACGUUACAGAGUUAUCCAAAUAUAUCAGCGUUGACAUCUACGGCGCAUGCGGCGAGCCUUGUCCGCCAAAAGAUUCUCCUAGUAGGUCAUGCUUCGAAUUUAUCAAUGCCACAUAUAAAUUUUAUUUGGCCUUUGAGAACAGUUUUUCUACCGAUUACGUCACCGAAAAAUUUUACCAGAAUGCAGGGUAUGACUUAGUGAUUAUUAACAGAGGUGCAGCAAAUUACACCCGUCUUGGUAUCAAACCCGAGUGGCACAUUAACACUGCGGAUUUCCCCUCUCCAAAGGCUUUAGCUGAUUAUCUGUUGAUGUUGGACAGCGAUGUGGAAAAAUACGCAUCCUACCUGAGUUGGAAAGCUUACCAAACGUCUGUCGUUACACUACAACCGAUCAACUGGUGCGACAUGUGCCGGAAACUGAACGAUCCGACCGAACCAGUGAGGUCGUAUUCCUUUACGGAAAUUGCCGAGUGGUUCUACGGUUCUUCAGAAAAGAUUGUAGACUGCAAAGAUGCCAGCAUGAAUGAUUUCAUGAGCACAUAAUGUCUCAUCUCACAUAUUUUUAAGUUACGUCAAAUAUAUAAGAUACCCAUUUUCUUUUAAAUACUCUGUAGGAAUACUGAAGAAGGACAAAACACCAAUCACCAAUCUUUUCUCCUUUUUUGGAAGGUAGGGAAGACAGAAUUUAUUUUUGAACAAGUCCCACCCCCUUAGAUAUGCCACUGAUCUUUGAACAGGAUUGUUUGCGAUUUGCGGAUCAUAUAAAACUGAGGGUUUGAUGGCAUAUUUUGAACUGCCAUAAGAACUAUCUCCUAGACAUGAAGUUUAUUUUCUGAGACAUGCCGUUUUGGCGAGGAAAGGAAUUGUGGAAAGCCAAGCCUCUGUUUAUUUAUUUAUUUAUUUAUUAGUAAUAUCUAAGCUUAUAGACAUAUAAUUUAAUAAAUAACAAAAAUGC